Messenger RNA from Bradysia coprophila, 3173 nucleotides. RefSeq lists its product as uncharacterized. The record is from RefSeq and is a predicted model, not a curated record. NCBI's taxonomy places the organism in Eukaryota, Metazoa, Arthropoda, Insecta, Diptera, Sciaridae.
GAGAAGAAGAAUUCAGUCGAUUUGUUUGUGUUGUUUGUGUAUAGCUAAACUUUUGGAUCUAAACCUACUCGAACAAGAUUAUUCGGUGUAUCGGCAUUCCGUUUGGUGAUUUCACCAGUGUAGCAUCGCUGUUUUUAUGUGCACUGAUUAAAUUGUCGUUGUUUUAAGACUUUGCUGUAACUGUGUACCCGUGGUCAUCGGCAUUUUCAUAUCUGUUGCAUUUGAAGCUGGAUUGAUUCCAUCGAUAGAAACAUCAAGAGGAUUCGUUAUUGAAAACCCCUACGACAAUGAGUGCCUCAUUCAGGAGUAUUGUCCAACAAGUGACCCAAGAGAAGCUUGAGGAACUAAAGCAGCAACGGAAUUUGAUGAACGAUCAUUUCAAUCCUGUUCUGAAGAGCAUUGAGGAACCUUCGAUCGAUCCGGCGAAUGCACUGCAAAUACUUUACCAAGCCGCUAAGGACAGUCCCGUCAAGGACAUUAUUGGUCAGAUACUGAUCGACAAUCUCAAUUAUGUCUUGAAAAAUGGUAAAGAGGAUUCGUCACUCAGCACCCAGCUGGUUCGUGCAUGGAUUGAUAAACUGAAGCAGGAAAUUCAAUACGCGUUGCGAAAGUGUGAAUAUUCUUAUCUUUACGGCUCACUGUUGAGCGAAUGGCUGGAACUGGAAGAGAAGAAAGCCGCUAAGAAGUCUGCUGGUGCGGAGACGGAGGAAAACUUAAGUGAGCUAAAGGAAAAGGCGAAACAGGACAAAGCCAAAGUCGUUGAAAAAAUGAAGUCUCUCAUGUUCAACGCUCCAACAUCUGAAGAAUUUGAAGCCGGCAAGUUCCGUAAAUUUCUUUCUGACGAGCUACUGAAUUUCGAAGAGAAUGCUGAAGGUCAAAGUAUAAUGAAAGAGAUUCGCCGGGAGACAGGAGAUUUCUUCAAAAUCGUCAACUAUCACAUAUCUUCGUACGAUGUGCAGUGUUGCAUCAAAGGUUUAAGCACAGAGGAACUGUUAACGCCAGAGAAGAAAGCAGCCUUGAAAGAACUCAACGAAAAUUCGGAAGCUUUAGAGGAAGUGGCGUCACUUCUUACCAAUCGACUGCGUAAUUUGAAACGGUGGGAGUGGCCAGCAUCAUGUGAACUAGUGGAGCUUCGCCGAGGUCUUGCUGGCGAAUACAAAGCUUUUAUGAAUGAAGACAUCAUCACGGCAUUGUUUUUGCAAUAUGUUGGCGUUCAAUGGGCAGCCUAUUUCAAAGGUCAAUUCAUGAAAAUUUACGAAUCAAAGAUUUUUGCUGAGAUCUUCUGUCAUGACGACUCGAUUGAGGGUAAACGAAAGGAAUUUCACCAAAGUACAUUUUUGUCAGCCCUUCCGGAUUCGAUGCAGUCUCAAGAUAGUCAGCAACAAGAAGAAUAUGCUAAAGUCGAAUCACGCUCCUAUGCAGCUCCAAUGAUGAUGAUGCAAUGUGCGGCGCCUUCAGGACUAUUUGGGGCUGCAAACGACGUGCAAUCUGAUUGCAGUUACGCACCACCGCCUCAAAUGGUUAGGAAAAAAGCAUCCAAGCCAAGGCGCAUCGUUAAGCCGGAUCCAGAUAUUGACUUCAAGCAAGCCUUCUUGCACACACUCAGCACGGAAAUUCGUCUUCACCAAGUGAUUCGAAAGGACAAGCCUUUAGUUGUUGUACAAGCCGAUUUGGAAUCGUUUGGUCCUUCAGUUGUUCACGAUGCUGCUCUCAUUGCAUUGGAAUAUUUUGGUGUUUCGAAGGAAUGGCUGGAAUUUUUCAAGAAAUUCCUACAACCCCGUGUCUCCUUGGUGGAAAACGAAGCACCAGCAUUAGUUGUUCGAGGUGUUCCAACGUCACACACUCUUUCAUCGCUCUUCGGAGAGACAUUACUCUUCUUACUCGAUUUGCUAGUCAAUCAGAAAUGCAACGGCAUGCGAAUUUACAGAAUUUCCGACGAAUUCUGGUUCUGGGAUAACGUUGAGGAGAAUGUCGCGAAAGCUUGGAACACAAUGAACACAUACGGCAAAAUGGUUGGACUUAAAGUCAAAGAAGAUCGAAGUGGGUCCGUUUCGAUUUACUCGGACGAAGCGUUGAAAAAGCUCGAGCCCAGCAAAACCGUCAUUUGCGGACCAUCACCACUACCUCAGAGGAACAUACACUGGGGCUAUCUGGAGCUUCAUUCGAAUGGAAUCUUCAAGAUCGAUCAAGAUGCGAUCACAAAGUUCUUGGAUGAAAUGCGAGCUCUGCUGGACAAAUCCGAGUGCGUCCUAGAAUGGAUCAACGUCUUCAACAAAUAUUUGGCAUUCUUUGUGCGAAACUUCGGUAAAUGCGCUCUGGUCUCCGGAAAACAGCAUUUGGAUCAAAUCGUCACCUCGCUGGGUAUGAUAUACACCGGCCUCUUCGGUUCGGAAAAUGGAAAUCCUGUCGAAAAGUUAAAGUCUCGAUUCGAGAAACUUCGUGAAGCGGACAUAGUCGACGUGUGGGUGUACUGGCCAUUGGAGAGGGGUGGUUUAGGCUUGGUGAACCCAUUCAUUGGAAUCAUGUCGUUACGCGAAGCUUAUGUCGAUAUCAACGACGACGAUCACUUUACUAAGCUACCGUUACAGGACAAAGUCAACUGGGAAGCAAUCAUCGAAGAACAUGAACGACGGUAUGGAAAGAUUGGUGAAGCUCGAACUAUUCAGCCGGGCUAUCAAGUUCCGCCAAAAGUCCCGACCUGGGACGAGUAUCUUGCAAAACGAGAAACCGAGUUGAGGCACUGGUACGAUCGCUACAUUCGAUUGCUUGAACGUCCUGGUCCCAAAGUUAUAUCCAUUUCUGACAAAUACUGGACCCUGGAUUCUCCACUACCUGAUGCUGAGAUCGAUAGUAAUUAUUUGAUGUGGCUAUUUGCUUACUACGAAACUCAGCUUGUCCUUCAUUUCGGCAGCGUGAAAUUCAUUAAUUCAAAACUACUUCCGAUGAGCAUGAUCGCCAACAUUCAAAAAUCUAAAGUUCAACAUUAAAUUUCUAGUCAACAGGUCAAGCCUUUUAACAAACGUUCGCCUUUUCAUUGGCCUUUUUUUUAUCGAUUUUGUAAGUUUUACUAACGCGAUACUACUCCAUUGAUUUUUUUUUGUAUUUAGGGCCGCAUUAUUGUAUUGAGUUCGGUCUAUUUAUGUAAAUAAAAAAUUAUUUUAGCACCCAAAGGC